Molecule: messenger RNA, 3180 nt
Organism: Marmota monax (woodchuck)
Lineage: Eukaryota; Metazoa; Chordata; Mammalia; Rodentia; Sciuridae
Gene: Dqx1
Product: DEAQ-box RNA dependent ATPase 1
Exons: 11
Coding region: 732-2891 (719 amino acids)
Cellular component (GO): intracellular anatomical structure; spliceosomal complex
Molecular function (GO): RNA binding
Source: RefSeq, a predicted model, not a curated record
UCAUGCCAAAAAAUAAGUGAUCCUGAGAAAGUGUAAAUAAAAUGAAGAUAGGCAGCAGCUGGACCCCAGCUUGGAUGUUCAGCACUGUAUGAAUACACAGGUUUGUAAAGCUGCUGCUGUAAAACUACAAGUCCCAGAAUGUCUUUCACAAACACAGGACUCUCAAGUUCACACAUGCUCAGUGUCUUGGUAGAAGCCUGUUUUCCAUAGGUUCCUGGAUAGGUUAAAUCAAGUGGAGCAAAUGGCCCCACCCUAAAAGCAAACUUUAGGAUUGGAGUUUGAGCCUAGCCUAAGGGUGGAACCGGAACUUACCUUUGUACUUCAAGCAGGUCAGGGUUGGUUGGGUAGGUUUGGAACCGGCUGCUGUCCUGAGGCGUCUCACAGCUGCAAGCAGGUUUGAAUCCAAGAUUCUUGUGACCCUGCUGUCCUGCCCCCACCCCUCAUAUUUAUUUUCUUCUUGGGAACUUCCAGCAGGUUAUUAUGUCUCAUUCCUGCUGUCCCCAAGAACCCCUGUGUUACAAGAUUUUUACUACAGGUUAAAAGUUAACUAUCUAUGGUUCCUUAGAAACACCUAGCACUGUCUCCCAGCAAACAAGAAAUGCUGGAAAGAAUGGGCCCUGGGGCCUUAGGUAGAAGUUAGGAAUCCGGUGAGGUGGGAAGAUGGUGUCAGACACCAAAUAUGAGGUCUUACUAGCUGCCCUGCCUCCUUUAGGUUCUGCCGGAUAGCCACCAUGGCCUCUCAGCCUCCUAGGCUGGCAGAAGAGUCUAGCCCAAGUCCUGGGGAGUCUGAAUUGGCUGUAAACCCCUUUGAUGGGCUUCCCUUUUCUUCCCGCUACUACGAGCUGCUUGAGCAGCGCCGAGCCUUGCCCAUCUGGGCUGCUCGCUUCACCUUCUUGGAGCAUUUGGAGAGCAGCCCCACUGGAGUGGUGCUAGUGUCUGGAGAGCCUGGCUCUGGCAAGAGCACCCAGAUCCCUCAGUGGUGUGCAGAGUUUGCAUUAGCCAGAGGGUUCCAGAACGGCCAGGUUACUGUCACUCAGCCUUACCCUCUGGCAGCCCUGAGCUUGGCUGUGCAGGUUGCUGAUGAGAUGGACCUGACUCUGGGUCAUGAGGUUGGAUACAGCAUCCCUCAGGAGAACUGCGCAGAGUCUGACACCCUGCUCAGGUUCUGCUGGGACAGGCUGCUUCUGCAGGAGGUGGCCUCAUCCCGGGGCAUUGGAGGCUGGGGUGUGCUGGUGCUGGAUGAGGCUCAAGAGCGGUCGGUGGCUUCAGACUCACUUCAGGGGCUGCUGCGAGAUAUCAAGCUGAGAAAUCUUCCAGGGGACCCUAAAGUGGUUGUGGUUACCGACCCAGCCCUUGAACCUAAGCUCCAGGCCUUCUGGGGCAAUCCUCCUACUGUGUAUAUACCCAAAGAGCCUGGUGGGAGUCCCACCCCUGUCUACAGAGACACUAUCCCUACUGAUCUGGUGGAAGCUGCCUGCCAAGCUGUGCUUGAGUUGUGUCAAAAGGAGGUUCCAGGAGAUGUGCUUGUGUACCUGUCCAGUGAGGAGGAAAUUUCCCUGUGCUGUGAAUCCUUGUCCAGGAAAGUGGGGACCUUAGCUCUCCCAGGACCUCAACCACGGGUGCUGCCCCUUCAUCCAGGCUGUGGCCAAGCGAUACAGGCUGUAUAUGAGGACACAGACAUGGGUGCCCGGAAAGUUGUGGUCACUCAUUGGCUGGCUGACUUCUCCUUCUCCCUCCCUUCUAUCCGUCAUGUCAUUGAUUCAGGACUGGAGCUUCGAAGUGUUUACAAUCCUCGGAUCCGGGCAGAAUCACAAGUAUUAAGACCAAUUAGCAAGUGUCAGGCAGAGGCAAGACGACUUCGAGCAAGAGGGUUCCCACCAGGGUCCUGCCUCUGCCUGUACCCUCAGUCCUUCCUAGAACUAGAGGCUCCCCCACUGCCACAACCCAGGGUGUGUGAAGAGAAUCUGAGUCCCCUGGUGUUACUACUAAAGAGGAGACAGAUUGCAGAGCCAGGGGAGUGCCACUUCCUGGACCGGCCUGCUCCAGAAGCAUUGAUGCAGGCACUGGAAGACUUAGACUAUCUGGCAGCUCUGGAUGAUGAUGGGGACCUAUCAGACCUGGGAGUCAUCCUAUCAGAGUUUCCCCUGUCCCCUGAGCUGGCCAAAGCCCUGCUGGCCUCCUGCGAGUUUGACUGCGUAGAUGAGAUGCUCACCCUUGCUGCCAUGCUCACUGUUGCCCCUGGGUUUACUCGUCCUCCACUGUGUGCGGAAGAAGCUGCCUUGCGUCGGGGUCUGGAACACCCCGAUGGUGACCACAGCUCUCUGAUCCAGGUUUAUGAAGCGUUUAUACAAAGUGGAGCAAAUGAGGCUUGGUGUCAGGCUCGGGGUCUAAACUGGGCAGCAUUGUGCCAAGCCUGUAAACUUCGGGGAGAGCUCCAAGAACUCAUGCAGCAAAUUGAACUUCCCUUGACCCAACCAGCCUUUGGCUCUGAACAAAAUCGCAGAAACCUUCAGAAAGCACUGGUGUCAGGAUACUUCCUCAAGGUGGCCCGAGACACAGAUGGGACUGGAAAUUACCUGCUCCUAACCCAUAAGCAUGUGGCCCAGCUCUCCUUAAAUUGCUGCUACCAAAAUCGACGUCCUCCAGCCAGACCCCCACAAUGGGUGCUAUACCACAGUUUCUCCAUAUCCAAAGACAACUGCCUUUCCAUUGUUUCUGAAAUUCAACCUCAGAUGUUGGUGGAGUUGGCCCCUCCAUAUUUCCUGAGUAACUUGCCCCCCAGUGAGAGCAGAGAUCUCCUGAACCAAUUGAGGAAAGAAAUGGCAGAUUCAUCGGCAGAGAGUGAAUCUUCCUCCACCCAGGAGUUCAGAGAUGCCUGUGUCCUGCAGUGACCUGCCUACCUAAGGAUUAGAGCUGAGCUCAACUCAUGGUCCUCCUUCAGGCUAACACCAAAGCAGACAACUAGAUUUAGAAAGCCAGAGUUUAAGGUCAAUGUAAAUUCUGGAAUCUAAAAGGAGUAGAGGGAAUGGGGUAAGCCACAAUCUAUAUCGGGUAGAAUCCUUCCCUUAGCCUUCUUGUUGCUUUCCUUAUUUGCCAGGGACUGACAUGCUCCCCAUUCUACCAAGUUAUGUCAGAUCCAUUCUUGUACUCCCUUUUGAUCUAUAAAAGAUUUUUCUAUGA